AUGACAGACCUGCUCAAAUCUCGCUGGGCGCCUGACGACACCCCUCGCGAUCCCCUGUGCGAUCGCCCGUCCGCCGUGCGCCCACACCCUCACCCCCCCCACCACCACCACCACCACCACCACCACCAACACCACUCUUCCCCACCCCCCUCCUCCUCCUCCUCCUCCUCCCCUCCCACCGACCUCACCCGCUUCAUGAAGAUCGUCGCUCGCCUGAAAUGGAAGCUGCCCUUCCUGGCCGAAGGCUACCGCCUGGCGACGCUCUCCCCCGCUCACGGCGCCAUCGACGUCUCCCACGCCGAAAUCAUGUUCAAGAUCGACUUCCACGAGUACUACGCUCUGCUCGAACGCGCCAUCGUGCACCUCCUCAGCGUCUUCGGCACCACCAUCUCCUCCGCCUGCCGGGCCUCCACCCCGGCCCCGAACGUCGGCCUCGCCGCCACCCACCGCUACCACGCCAACGUCCUGGAAGCCCUCCAGGACCCCGCCAGCCCGCUCCACCCCGUGCUGGGCCACGGGGAAGUCCACGAACAACUCCACAAGGCCAAGGAACUGCGCAAUCGCUGGAAGGGCGCGGAUAUGACGAAGGCGGAACGGGAGGCGGAGCGGGAGAUGUGGAAGCGGAGGAAGAACCGCGAGAACGGAGUGGCCCCGUUGGCGAGCUAUAAUUUCGAGCGCAUCCUGACGGUGAUCUUCCAGGGGCUGGAGGAGGCGUAUCUCGUGGCGAGGGCGCAUCUGGAUGGGAUGGAGGGGGUGGUUGGGAUGGACGAAGGGGAUGGGGAGAACACCGGCGAGGGGGAGACGGGCGGUGGGGAGGAGGACUGGGAUUUCAUCGUCGAUGCCAUGGACUGGGAGGCCAUUUAA
This is a messenger RNA of Aspergillus heteromorphus CBS 117.55, 864 nucleotides long. RefSeq lists its product as uncharacterized. The coding region runs from base 1 to 864 and encodes 287 amino acids. Lineage: Eukaryota; Fungi; Ascomycota; Eurotiomycetes; Eurotiales; Aspergillaceae. The record is from RefSeq and is a predicted model, not a curated record. The transcript is spliced from 2 exons.